AGGGAUAGAGAGAGGGCAGUCAGAGGAAUUGUAGAGAGCAAGAAGGAAAACAGGGGGAACAGGGAGAGACAGAGGAAAUGAGUGAGAAAGAAGAGGUAGAUAGAGGGACAGAAGAGAGAAGCAGCUGGAACAGUGUAGUAUACUCUAGUUAACUGGACACCGUGGACAGACCACACUGCACUAACCCCUAGCUCAUCUUUGUUCUGUUUUAAAGACUGGAUCUAUGAGACUGAACUGCUGUCUAGAACACCUGAGCAAAAGUCCAUUCAAUGUCUUGUGGAAGAAGUGAAGGUGAAAAUGGUUCGGUGGUUCCACAGGGAUAUCUCUGGCUUGGAUGCUGAGUCUGUUUUGAAGAGCCGGGGCGUCCAUGGCAGCUUCCUGGCCCGACCCAGCAGGAAGAACCAGGGAGACUUCUCUCUCUCUGUCAGGGUGGGUGAGCUGGUGACCCACAUCCGUAUCCAAAACACAGGGGACUUCUACGACCUGUAUGGAGGGGAGAAGUUUGCCACGCUGUCCGAGCUGGUGGAGCACUACACUGCAGAGAACGGGAUCCUGCAGGACAAAGACGGCACCAUCAUCGAGCUCAAAUACCCCUUCAACUGCUCUGACCCCACCACCGAGAGGUGGUAUCAUGGACACCUGUCAGGCCCCAACGCAGAGAAGUUGCUAUGGGAACGGGACGAGCCGGGCACCUUCCUGGUGCGGGAGUCUCUGUCCAAACCUGGAGACUUUGUUCUGUCUGUUCUGACUGAGGAGAAGAGCAAGGCAUCCUGCGGAGGGAGGAGGGUCUCACACAUAAAGAUCAUGUGCCAGAAUGACUGGUACACGGUGGGAGGCACAGAGAUGUUUGACACCCUGGCUGACCUGAUGGAGCACUACAAACGCAAAGGCAUCGAGGAGAUUUCUGGAACCUGGGUGCACCUCAAACAGCCCUACUUUUCCACCAGAGUGAAUGCAGCAGACAUUGACAGCAGAGUGAGGCUGCUGGACCAGAUGGCCGAGAGAGAGAACGAGGGAGACAAGAAGAGCAAAGCAGGAUUCUGGGAGGAGUUUGAUGCCCUUCAAAAGCAGGAGACAAAGGUGAAGAAGAGCAGAGAAGAAGGGAUGAGACCAGAAAACAAAAGCAAAAACCGAUAUAAGAACAUCCUUCCUUUUGAUGAGACCAGGGUCAUUCUGUCGUCUGGAGACCCCGAUAUUAUUGGCUCAGAUUACAUCAAUGGCAACUAUGUGACAAAUAAGCUGCAGGAGCCCAGUGACCAGAAGGUGUACAUCGCCUGUCAGGGCUGCCUUGCAACAACUGUCAACGAUUUCUGGCAGAUGGUGUGGCAGGAGAGGACAAGGGUCAUCGUCAUGACAACCAGGGAGGUCGAGAAGGGACGGAAUAAAUGCGUGCCAUACUGGCCAGAAAUGCAGGGCUCCAAAGAGGUGGGGCCGUAUGUGGUCACCUGGGUCUCUGAGAGAGAUGCCACUGACUACAAGAUCAGGGUUAUGGAGAUCUCCCCUCUGGAUCAGUCGGACUCGGUCCGUACUAUCUGGCACUACCAGUACCUGAGCUGGCCCGACCAUGGAGUUCCCGAGGAGCCAGGAGGGGUGCUCAGCUUCCUCACUCAGGUCAACACAAAACAGGCCGAGUUCGCCAACGCCGGGCCAAUGAUCAUCCACUGCAGUGCUGGAAUAGGCCGAACUGGCACCAUUGUGGUGAUCGACAUGAUCAUCGAGACCAUCGACACAAAAGGUCUGGACUGUGACAUAGACAUCCAGAAGAGCAUCCAGAUGGUGAGAGACCAGCGGUCAGGCAUGGUGCAGACUGAAGCCCAGUACAAGUUCAUCUACCUGGCCGUCUCUGACUACAUAGAGGCCUCCAAGACCUACAACAAGGGGGCUGAGACAGAGUAUGGAAAUUUGCAGUUCAAACACCAGCCUGCCAGCCGCAAGGUCUCCAAAAACAAGGAACGUGAAUUGUAUGAAAACCUAGCCAAAGGAAAGAAAGAUGUGAAGAAGCAGAAGUCAGAUGAGAAGAAGAGUGGCUCCGUGAGAAAAAGAUAGAGGAUGAGAGAGCUGUGUCCUGAUGAUUUAAUAUUGAAUUUGAUAUAAAAAAAAUAUUUUAAAAGAUGUAUCUUAGUGUUUUUUGAUAUCAAGUGAUAAAGUUGAUGUCUGUGAUAUAAAUAAGAUUAUAAAGCAAAGUACUGAUAGCCGUGAACCAUGGAACCAUUCUGCACCCAUGCAAAUGGUAAUAGAUUUAAGCAUUCAUUUCUUUCUUCAUCACAAGUGUAUUGUAUCCAUGGAUGCAAAGCCUAUAGAAUAUUCUGCAAUUAAUAUAAUAAAAUGCCAUGACCACGGGAUCUAGCACAGCGGGACACACAGGCUCUCUGACAUUCCAAUGAAAGUUUUGGAUAAGACAUAUCUCUAUAAUGAGCUAUUAUGUUUAUAGACUAACAUUGGAAACAUCACUGGGCUCCCCCAGAGUCGCCGACGACCCCAAGUGGCUGCCCGGAGUGAGAUUAAAACUUUGAGCGAGAUGAAUGAACUUUCCCCCGCCUCUCUCUUCUCG
Oncorhynchus tshawytscha (Chinook salmon) is the source of this 2551-nucleotide messenger RNA. Its product is annotated as tyrosine-protein phosphatase non-receptor type 6-like. Gene Ontology annotation, molecular function: protein tyrosine phosphatase activity. The coding region runs from base 298 to 2046 and encodes 582 amino acids. The transcript is spliced from 16 exons. Gene Ontology annotation, biological process: protein dephosphorylation. Lineage: Eukaryota; Metazoa; Chordata; Actinopteri; Salmoniformes; Salmonidae. The record is from RefSeq and is a predicted model, not a curated record.